UCAAUGGAGUCCGCGUUUCGUCGCGGGGUGCUUCUUGCCGCUUUCGCGUGUUUAAUAAAAUAAUUUCUAAAUGUGCUCAUAAUUAAGUGACAUAAUAAUUUAGUGUGGAUUAACUAGUGUUUUCAACAUGUUGGUUUUAUUCGAAACCCCGGCGGGCUACGCUAUCUUUAAGUUGUUGGACGAGUCUAAAUUGUCUGAGAUCAAUGAUCUGUACCAGGAAUUCAACACUCCUGAAGGAGCAUCAUCAGUUGUUAAACUGAAGAACUUCAUCAAGUUCGAAGACACAACUGAGGCUCUAGCGGCUACUACUGCUGCCAUUGAGGGCAAAAUUUCAAAGCCGUUAAAGAAAGCUUUAAAGAAAUAUGCCUGUAAGGAAAUCCAAGACCAGUUACUUGUCGGAGAUGCUAAACUGGGCAGUGCCAUUAAGGAGAAGUUUGACUUACAAUGUGUUGCUAACUCGAAUGUCCAAGAAUUGCUGAGAUGCAUUCGCUCACAGAUGGACAGUUUGCUCGCUGGGCUGCCAAAGAAAGAAAUGACAGCGAUGGCCCUCGGUUUAGCCCAUUCCCUCUCCCGUUACAAGCUGAAGUUCUCUCCUGACAAGAUUGACACUAUGAUAGUGCAAGCUCAGUGCCUUCUCGAUGACUUAGACAAAGAACUCAACAACUACAUCAUGAGAUGCCGUGAGUGGUACGGCUGGCAUUUCCCCGAGCUCGGCAAAAUCAUCACCGACAACACACUCUUUGUCAAAAUUGUCAAACUUAUCGGCACUCGUGACAAUGCUUCUAAAACUGAUCUUUCAGACAUCUUGUCGGAAGAUUUAGAAGAAAAGGUAAAAGAGGCUGCCGAGAUUUCCAUGGGCACAGAAAUUUCUGAUGAUGAUAUUUUGAAUAUCCAGAAUCUCUGUGAUGAGAUUAUCUCUAUCACUGACUACAGGACUCAUCUAACCGACUACUUGAAAGCCCGUAUGAUGGCUAUGGCUCCUAACUUAACAGUUUUAAUCGGAGAGCACAUUGGGGCACGCCUUAUUGCUCAUGCAGGUUCAUUAAUGAAUCUCGCUAAGCACCCCGCUUCAACGGUACAGAUCUUUGGUGCCGAAAAGGCCUUGUUCAGAGCUUUAAAAACAAAGAAAGACACACCAAAAUACGGUUUAAUUUACCAUGCUCAGUUAGUUGGUCAGUGCAGUACUAAGAAUAAGGGGAAGAUGUCUCGUAUGCUGGCAGCGAAGGCAGCUUUAGCGACCAGAGUGGAUGCAUUUGGAGAAGAUGUGUCGUUUGAGAUGGGGGCGGAGCAUAAGGUGAAGCUGGAGAAUAAGCUGCGGCUGCUGGAGGAGGGCAACUUGAGGAGGAUCAGCGGAACAGGCAAGGCUAAGGCCAAGUUUGAGAAAUAUCACAGCAAAUCCGAGGUGUUCCAGUACCCGGUGGCUGCGGACAGCACGCUGGACAAGAAGCCCGUCAAGCGGGAACACUCCCCGGCCGAGACCUCCACCAAGAAGAUCAAGUUGGAGGAUGGGGCCAGUGAUGUCACACCAAAGAAAGUCAAAAAGGAGAAAAUCAAAGAAGAGCCCGCAGAGGAGCCAGCCGAGCCCACCUCCGAGAAAAAGAAGAAGAAAAAGAAGAAAUCCCUAGACGCCUCCCAAGCUGACACCACCAUGGAGAACGAUGAGGUGGACGGCCCCACUCCGCAGAGCGAGAAAAAGAAGAAAAAAAAGAAGAAGAGCGUUUCCGAGGAAUAGGUAGCUCAUAUACUGUAACUUGAUGGGAAUUUGUAUGCAGAUGUAUGUGUUUCAAUGUCUCGAGCGCGCUCCAUACAUUUUUAAAGCAUGUUUUCUUAACGUUUUGUCCAUCAAGGUACAGCUAAAUGCACAUACAGUCACAAUAAUAUCUGUAUCUAUCUCUAUUGCUCUUGCAUAUCAUCACUACUUUGAAAAAAUCUUGUAUCUCACGCUGUUCCUCAAAGUUAAAACGCAGUAAGUCUAUAUGCAUUCCAUACAUACUUACUACAAUUUUCUUUUAAUUGACAGACGAAGAUACAAGUUUUUUUUAAAGUAGUGACGAUAUAUGACUAGGGUCAAUCGCCGGUCAGUAUACAAUAAAAAAAUCGCUUAAAUAAUCCCUCUCACCUGGCGGCGGGGUAAUUCUUCGCAGUCUGGCGUUCAAAAUGUUAAAAAUAUCUAAGUAUGUGUUCAAAUUAUAAGCAUCUGUGAUAGGUGAUGUGUUUUGUUUCAUUUACAUGAACUAUUUUGUAUGGAGCGCGUUCAAAUGACGAUAUCU
Molecule: messenger RNA, 2270 nt
Organism: Leguminivora glycinivorella
Lineage: Eukaryota; Metazoa; Arthropoda; Insecta; Lepidoptera; Tortricidae
Gene: nop5
Product: nucleolar protein 58
Cellular component (GO): box C/D methylation guide snoRNP complex; small-subunit processome
Molecular function (GO): snoRNA binding
Source: RefSeq, a predicted model, not a curated record